UAUAUAUAUAUAUAUGUAUCUUCAUCCAUGGAUAAAAGUGAAAAGCAUGCAGAGAAGGUUUAAGAGGAUGGUUUUUAGGCGCACACAAGUGUGGAACCAUAUGCGACCAUGGUCCAUACGUAGCCAUCAUGAUUUUUGGUUAUGGUUAUGGUGCCACGCUGUGUGCGUCUAAAGAUGCACCCACUCUUAACCAAGUCUUCUUCUUCAUUGACGGUGGUGCAGACGAUCGUUGCCAUGUGUCAAAGGUGGCACCAGAUCCAUACGGACGUCCGCGGAAGAAGUGAAGUUGGUUGAGGGAAAUGGGUUGAAAAUUUAAUCAGAGUUGUAACCAAAUUAUUGAAUUAGGUAGCAGCACAGCACAGCACAAAUCCUAAUAGCUUGUCCAGGCUGUAAUGGAGGACGGAGAACUUGAUUUCUCAAGCCACGAGUUGUUUACCGGUGCGAAUAUGGGUGAUAUCCCCAGCAGUGGUUCAAUUGAUAGCUUCUUUGAUGAUAUUUUCAAGGAUACACAUGCGUGUACCCAUACCCAUACUUGCAACCCGCCAGGCCCUGAUUCCUCACACACCCACACAUGUUACCAUGUGCACACCAAAAUUGUACCUGCCAUGAGUGGCGAUGAUGACAAGACACCCACCGAUGACACUGCUGAGUCUAACGAGAAGAAAGGUAAGAAACGCCCGUUAGGGAAUCGUGAAGCUGUAAGAAAGUAUCGUGAGAAAAAGAAGGCACGGGCUGCGUCUUUAGAGGAUGAAGUGGUUAGAUUGAGAGCAUUGAAUCAACAGCUGAUGAAGAGAAUCCAGAGUCAAGCUGGGCUAGAGGCUGAGGUAGCAAGAUUGAAGUGUUUGCUUGUUGAUAUUAGAGGGAGAAUUGAAGGCGAAAUUGGAUCUUUUCCUUAUCAGAAGCAGCUUCCAGCUAAUCAUAACAUAGCUAACCCUAAUAUGACCGGCGGGUACGUGAUGAAUCCUUGUAAUAUGCAAUGUGGGGAUCAAGCGUAUUGCCUUCAUCCUGUGGUAGAUGGAAAGACCGGAGAAGAUGCAUCAAUACAUGAUCCAGCUCUUAAUGGCUGUGAGUUUGAGAAUCUGCAUUGCUUGGGGAAUCAAAAUCCUUUGCUCAAUGAACUUCCAGGUUGUGGAACCGAGGAUGGUUUCCCCGUAGCCAAUCCUUCAGGUGGACGAACUAAAAGAAAAGGUGCUCGUUCAACAAUAUCUAAAUGAAACGCAAACCUGAUUGAAGAACGGAUCUUUCUUGGUGUAUGAUAUUGUUGUCAGGCGAUCUGUUAUCGUUCCCUGCUCCAGGUUUCGAACUUCCCUUGUUCUGUCAGUCGCGUAUUGUGAGUUGCCAUCCAUUUUGUUCUGUCUAGCUUGACAUAAUCGAAGAAAUGCUUCUUGAUCGUGUGUGGUUUUAAUAAUGUUCCAAUGAAAUCAUAAUGUUUAGUUGAUGAGGAACUUGUUUUUGAUGA
Cynara cardunculus var. scolymus (artichoke) is the source of this 1459-nucleotide messenger RNA. RefSeq names its product basic leucine zipper 23-like. Gene Ontology annotation, biological process: regulation of transcription by RNA polymerase II; DNA-templated transcription. The transcript has 3 exons. Lineage: Eukaryota; Viridiplantae; Streptophyta; Magnoliopsida; Asterales; Asteraceae. Gene Ontology annotation, molecular function: DNA-binding transcription factor activity, RNA polymerase II-specific; RNA polymerase II cis-regulatory region sequence-specific DNA binding. Bases 393 to 1214 code for a protein of 273 amino acids. The record is from RefSeq and is a predicted model, not a curated record.